Molecule: messenger RNA, 681 nt
Organism: Megalobrama amblycephala (Wuchang bream)
Lineage: Eukaryota; Metazoa; Chordata; Actinopteri; Cypriniformes; Xenocyprididae
Product: ribonuclease inhibitor-like
Exons: 5
Coding region: 1-681 (226 amino acids)
Molecular function (GO): protein binding
Source: RefSeq, a predicted model, not a curated record
AUGACUAGUGAAGAGUGUGUCAUUGUUCUCUACAGGUUGGGUGAUUGUGGAGUCACAGGUGAAGAUUGUGCUGCUCUGGCUUCAGCUCUGAAAUCAAACCCCUCACACCUGAGAGAACUGAAUCUGUCUGGGAAUAAACUAGGAGAUUCAGUUUAUCUGCUCUCUGCUGUACUGGAGGAUCCUCGCUGUAAACUGGAGACACUGUGGUUGAAGAAUUGUGAAGUCACAGAUGAAGAUUGUGCUGCUCUGGCUUCAGCUCUGAGAUCAAACCCCUCACACCUGAGACAACUGUAUCUGUCUAAGAAUAAACUAGGAGGUUCCGUUCAUCUGCUCUCUGCUGUACUGGAGGAUCCUCACUGUCAACUGGAGAUACUGUGGUUGUGGGAUUGUGGAGUCACAGGUGAAGAUUGUGCUGCUCUGGCUUCAGCUCUGAGAUCAAACCCCUCACACCUGAGAGAACUGAAUCUGGCUUUGAAUAAACUAGGAGAUUCAGUUCAUCUGCUCUCUGCUGUACUGGAGGAUCCUCACUGUAAACUGGAGACAAUGUGGGUCUUGUCCCCUGGCAUAGUUGCUUGUCACAAUGAAAAACAAGCCCUCUCAGGAAUGCGGUUUCUGGUGAGUGGUGUAGAGGAGCAUAUUUGGGUCAGACUGCUGUUCUUCUCACAGGUCAUCCCCCCUUAA